GGGAGACAGGGCCCCGCGUCGAAGAGCGCGCCGUCCAGGCCUGGGCUCGUCCUGACCACUGGCGGAGGCCCCGUCUUGUCCAGAUCUCUGGGGCCGCGGCGGGGGGCUUCUCGCGGGUAGGAGUAAGCGAAUGGGCGGCUCCCGUCGCUAGCGAGGCCCCGCGUGGAUGUCCCCGCGUUUACCGUCCUCCCAGCCUCUCCGCCCUGCACGUUGGCUCUCUUCUGGUCGCUGCCAGGACGACACAGUGUCCCCGAGGGCAGAGCAGCCUCGGAGUCGGGAGUGCUGGGUACAUCGCUUGCUCGCUGCCCGAAUUUUCCCUGCUCGCUCAGCGCGGCGUCUGUGCUUCCGGGGUUUGGAGUCUGCAAGAGCUGUUGUCAACAACCAUUCUCCAUGAGCAAUAAAUGAUCAAGUCGUGAUCCAGAGAGGAGCCUUUAUUUUUGGCGGACUACCCUUUACUAGGAAUGAAAACGUGACUCCCAGGACAAACAGACCUACAAUUCCUGGUGUGAUGAGGAUGUGGGAAUUGCUGUCCUGAAUUAGAAAAGCAAGUCAGUGAGUGUGGGCCCUGGCCCUGUUCAUCAGCGAUGAGAGAGAUGGAAGCCUUAAAUUCUGGGGAUAAAAAGAGGGUCCUUCCCACCUGGAUGACAGCCCAGGCGCCGGAGAAGAGAAUGAGGCUGGUGAAGACCCCAAAGAGGAGCAGAAUGGCCGCGGUGCCAGCGGCUGCAGCCAGACUUCCCGUGGGGAAGACUGUGUACUGCAUGAAUGAAGCCGAACUCGUCGACGUUGCUCUCGGGGUCCUGAUUGAGAGCCGAAAACAGGAAAAGGUCCCGGAGCAGUCGCCUCUGGCAGGCACUGAUAAGCCAGAGCUGUCCCCCACCUGCUCAGAGUUGCCCAGCUCCGGGAGCGCGAGCGAGGACGAGGACAAUGGAAGAGGUGCCCUUCCCCCAGGCCUCAGCCCUUCUCAGGGGCCUCCAGGCUCGGGCUCUGCCUGCCACAGAAGCGCCGAGGAAGAGGAGGAUGUGUUCAAGUACGUCAGAGAGAUAUUCUUCAGCUAAAGGAUGGCUUCCCAGGACUGUGUGUCCGGAACUGCUAAAGGAAGCUGGGCUUUCUCCCUGAGGGCUGCUCCCAGCUCCACACCCUUGGGCUGCGGGGAUCGACCUUGGAGCAGGGAAGCAGGGCCUUGGGAAGGAGCUGCCAUUAGUAUUCCUCUCUGCACCGCGUCCUCUCCCAGCUCGGGGGUCUGCAGUCCCACUUGUCUGUUGCACUCAGUGACCAGAUGGCAGGGAAAAUGAGGUGGUGGUGGUCAAACCUCCUGGCAUUAAAGAAUCAAGUUAAUAAUUUUCAAACAAAAUAAAGGAUGGCUGCUAAGUACACUGGAAUCCUUCAGUUUGGUCAGCACUGUCUCUCCCUGGGAGGAAGCCUGGUUUAAAAAUAGUUUCCCUCCCAAGGCAACCCGUGCAUCCUUGAGCCCUCCCCUGUCGGCCCUGAGACAGGCCUCCUCCCCUGAG
This is a messenger RNA of Pteronotus mesoamericanus, 1508 nucleotides long. RefSeq names its product cell cycle regulator of NHEJ (gene CYREN). The record is from RefSeq and is a predicted model, not a curated record. The transcript is spliced from 5 exons. The coding region runs from base 585 to 1055 and encodes 156 amino acids. Gene Ontology annotation, cellular component: nucleus; cytoplasm. Lineage: Eukaryota; Metazoa; Chordata; Mammalia; Chiroptera; Mormoopidae. Gene Ontology annotation, biological process: double-strand break repair via nonhomologous end joining; negative regulation of double-strand break repair via nonhomologous end joining.